AUGGCCGCCAUGACACUAGAUCCAAGUUUGAGCCUUCAAAUGACUGCCAAAGAAUCCCAACGUAGAGUUGUGAUUGAAGAUAUUGAUGGGCUAAUUAAGAUUUACAGAGAUGGUCAAGUGGAACGACCGGAUAUCGUGCCAAGUGUCACAUGCUCGUUGCCUCCUGAGCUUAGGGUGACGUCUAGAGAUUUGAUCAUUGACAAGUACACAAAUAUUUGGGCACGUUUAUACAUUCCAAAUUGUCACGAGAAGCUUCCUUUGAUGGUAUACUUUCAUGGCGGUGGAUUUUGUGUUGGUUCCGCCUCUUGGAGUUGCUACCACGAGUUCCUAGCAAAAUUAAGUGCGAAAGCCAAUUGUGUGAUCUUGUCAGUUAACUACCGUUUGGCCCCAGAAAACCCUCUUCCGGCAGCCUAUGACGAUGGAGUCAAGGCUCUUGUUUGGCUAAGGCAGCAAGCCUUGAGUCGGGAUAACGAAUUCUUGACGAGUAAAUGUAACUUUUCGAGCAUUUUCCUAGUUGGAGACAGCGCUGGUGCCAAUAUAGCCUAUAAUGUGGCCAUAAGACUAUCUGGAUUGGCCACUUUGAGGCCAUUAGACCUCAAGGGACUAAUCCUAAUACAACCCUUUUUUGGUGGAGAGUCGAGGACUCAGUCAGAGAAGUAUAUGGUGCAACCACCACGCUCCGCCCUCACACUGGCGGCUUCAGACACUUACUGGCAGUUGUCGUUGCCAGCCGGUGCCAAUCGCGAUCAUCCGUGGUGCAAUCCUGUGGCGAAAGGGGCUGCAAAAUUGGAGGACUUGCCUCAUGUGCCUACUCUGGUAUGCAUAUCAGAAAUGGACAUACUGAAAGAUAGGAACUUGGAAUUUUGUGCGGCCAUGGCUAGUGCAGGUAAGAAAGUGGAGCAUGUGGUGUAUAAAGGUGUUGGGCAUGCAUUUCAGAUUCUCAACAAGUCUUCAGUCUCACAAACUCGAAUAAAUGAACUGAUUUGUCUAAUCAAGUCCUUCAUCAGUAGAUGA
Messenger RNA from Fraxinus pennsylvanica, 1014 nucleotides. The record is from the annotation of a GenBank genome assembly. Lineage: Eukaryota; Viridiplantae; Streptophyta; Magnoliopsida; Lamiales; Oleaceae.